Messenger RNA from Ziziphus jujuba (common jujube), 2101 nucleotides. Its product is annotated as diacylglycerol kinase 1-like. The coding region runs from base 290 to 1879 and encodes 529 amino acids. Gene Ontology annotation, molecular function: ATP-dependent diacylglycerol kinase activity. The record is from RefSeq and is a predicted model, not a curated record. NCBI's taxonomy places the organism in Eukaryota, Viridiplantae, Streptophyta, Magnoliopsida, Rosales, Rhamnaceae. The transcript is spliced from 14 exons.
UGUAUCUGAAAAAAAAAAAACAGAAAAAAAAAACCCACAAAUUAAUUUUUUUUAAAUGAAAAAUGUUCGUCUAUUUUUGGAAAACGAUAAGCAGAUUCCACUCACUUUUCCGUAAAUCUUUAACCCGCGUUUUCGAUGUGGAUUCUCUGACGAAGCAUCCCAGAAUAGUUUUCCGCUUCGUCCCCUCUCUCAACUGUCAUGACUAUCUGGCUUUCGCUUUAUCAAUCCCUCUCUUUCUCUCUUCCUACGAAACAUCCUUGAAAUUUCUUCCUUCAGAAAAAGAAGAAGAAUGAAGCUUAUGAGUCGAAUUUCGUUUCGUUCGAGGAAUCGAGUUCAGCAAUUCUCAUUAGGUUCUCAAACUACCGUACCUUCAGAUUCCAUGGACCAUUUUAAUCCCGAGAGUUGGGAGCUAUUCAUGGGAAACAUGAACUCCGAGAAUAUGCUGAAGGACUUCCACAUUCCGAAUUAUAUGCUUGUACCGGGAUCAGAGGUCCAACGUUGUAGUUAUAUUCCUGCUUGUCCGGUCCUAGUGUUCAUCAAUUCUAAAAGUGGUGGUCAGCUAGGAGGCCAACUUCUUGUUACUUUUCAAAAUCUUCUCAAUAAGAACCAGGUUUUUGACUUGGGAGAAAAGGCUCCUGAGAAGGUGCUACACCAGCUUUAUGUUACUCUUGAGACACUCAAAUACAAUGGAGAUGUUUUUGCUGCUGAAAUUGAAAAAAGAUUAAGAUUAAUUGUUGCAGGUGGAGAUGGUACUGCCAGCUGGCUCCUUGGAGUAGUUUCCGAUCUUAAACUACCUCAACCACCUCCAAUAGCGACGGUGCCAUUGGGAACUGGAAACAACCUGCAUUUUUCAUUUGGCUGGGGAAAGAAAAAUCCUGGCACAGACGAGAAAUCUGUAAUGUCCUACUUAUGUCAAGUAAGGUUUGCAAAGGAAAUGAAAAUUGACAGCUGGCAUAUUAUAAUGAGAAUGAGGUCUCCUAAAGAAGGCUCUUGUGACCCUAUUGCACCCCUCGAACUGCCACAUUCUUUGCAUGCAUUUCAUCGUGUAUCACAAUCUGAUCAACUGAAUAAGGAGGGUUGCAAUACUUAUCGUGGUGGAUUUUGGAACUACUUCAGCAUGGGAAUGGAUGCUCAAGUAUCAUAUGCUUUUCACUCUGAGAGGAAGUUGCAUCCAGAAAAAUUUAAAAAUCAGUUAGCUAAUCAGAGUACUUACAUGAAACUUGGAUGCACUCAAGGGUGGUUCUGCACAUCUCUAUUUCAUCCUGCUUCAAGGAACAUGGCACAGCUAGCAAAGGUCAUGAUCAUGAAAAAACCAGGUCAAUGGGUGGAACUCUCCAUCCCCCGCAGCAUCAGGUCUAUCGUUUGCCUCAACUUGCCUAGCUUCUCUGGUGGAUUCAAUCCAUGGGGAACACCAAACAAGAAGAAACUGCGGGAUAGGGACUUGACUCCUCCAUACGUUGAUGAUGGCUUUCUUGAGAUCGUUGGUUUUAGAAACGCUUGGCAUGGACUCGUUUUGCUUUCUCCUAAGGGACAUGGGACUCGUCUUGCUCAGGCAAAUGGGGUUCGUUUUGAGUUCCAUAAGGGAGCAGCCGACCAUACAUUCAUGAGGCUUGAUGGGGAACCAUGGAAACAACCUCUUCCAGUUGAUGAUGACACGGUGGUGGUAGAGAUUUCUCAUUUUGGCCAAGUAAGCGUGCUUGCCACACCCUUAUGCCCAUCCAAGAGUAUAAAUGACCCUGCUUCCCCGGCCAGUUCUCGGGAUGAAGAAGAUGAUAGUUAUGACGAAGAAGAUUCUGAAGAUAAGGAAGAGCGAAGGAAGUUUGGUGCAUCUGACACUUUUAAAUUGCCAGAAGGUAUUGAUUUAGCUCAUCUCAGUUAAGCCUUUAACAAACCCCCUUCGUUUUCGUUUUUUUAUUUUUUUAUUUUUUCACUUUGUAUAUUCCCCCAAUUCAUUUUCUUUUUUUUUUUUUUUUGGGUUUGAUCGAGUACAUAAUCACAUGUAUGGUUGUUGCCUGGGGACUUAUGAACGGUUAUCUGGCAUUUUUUUAACAUUUUUUUUUUUUUUUAAUUUUUUGGGUGAACGGUUCUAUGGUAUUUUAGA